CAAACGUAAGCAAGAAAGGUUUACCCACUUAUGUAUCAGUGAGAGGCCUACACGGAAGUAUCCAUAUGUACAACGCAGCUUUGAUGUCUGAAUCUAGAUGACUAAGCUUCAUUUCACAUGACUAGCCUGCUCAAACAGUAAAGAGAUGGAGACUGUGGUAAUUGUAGCUAUUGGUGUCCUGGCUACUAUCUUUCUGGCUUCCUUUGUGGCCUUGGUCGUGGUCUGCAGGCAGCGCUACUGCCGAACGAAAAAUCUUCUCACACACUACAACAACAAGCCAACUGUGGAUUUAAUUGGAGCAAUGGAAACCCAGUCUGAGCCAUCAGACCUGGAACUGGAUGAUGUUGUGAUUACAAACCCACAAAUCGAGGCAAUUUUGGAAGAUGAAGACUGGAUUGAAGAUGCAUCUGGACUUGUGUCUCACUGCAUUUCAAUUCUAAAGAUAUGCCACACACUCACUGAAAAGCUGGUAGCUAUGACUAUGGGGUCAGGUGCUAAAAUGAAAACUCCAUCAAGCUUGAGCGACAUCAUUGUUGUUGCGAAAAGAAUCAGUCCAAGAGUUGAUGAUGUGGUUCGUUCUAUGUAUCCUCCCCUGGACCCAAAACUACUUGAUGCAAGGUAUUACUCACGGUUUGUAAUGAUGAAGUUUCGGAUUAUCGUGCCUGACGUGGCGUCCCACUUCAAUGUUAUCUUGAGACGCGACGGGACUCUUGUCAUUUCUGGUAAAGCUUUCAGGAGCGCUCCAAAAAUCACAGAAGGUUCGCUGGUCGUGUGCUGCGGUUUUUUCUUCUUCUUUCCUUGA
Messenger RNA from Bufo bufo (common toad), 802 nucleotides. RefSeq names its product transmembrane protein 98 (gene TMEM98). Bases 146 to 802 code for a protein of 218 amino acids. Gene Ontology annotation, cellular component: endoplasmic reticulum. The transcript is spliced from 8 exons. NCBI's taxonomy places the organism in Eukaryota, Metazoa, Chordata, Amphibia, Anura, Bufonidae. The record is from RefSeq and is a predicted model, not a curated record.